Molecule: messenger RNA, 4380 nt
Organism: Dryobates pubescens (Downy woodpecker)
Lineage: Eukaryota; Metazoa; Chordata; Aves; Piciformes; Picidae
Gene: SH3TC2
Product: SH3 domain and tetratricopeptide repeats 2
Biological process (GO): regulation of intracellular protein transport; regulation of ERBB signaling pathway
Cellular component (GO): recycling endosome
Molecular function (GO): protein binding
Source: RefSeq, a predicted model, not a curated record
AUGCAGCGCGGCCAGGCUGGGGCUGAGCAGAGCCCGCAGCGCGGCGUGCCCGCGGGCAGCCUGGCCGGCAGUCUGGCCGGUCCUUGUUUCCUGCAGAGCCGGGGCGAAGGCCGGCGGCUCUGCUGGGAAGCGGAGGUUCCCAAGAUGAUAAGCCACUCUCGGAAGAAAUUCCUUUCCCCGUGCGAGGGAGUGGCGGUGCCGGGCACGCUCGCCCGCCCUGCGAACACCGUGCCCAUCGCCCCCGCCUGGCUGGCAGAGGGUGCCGGUCAAAAGGCUCUUUGUGCAUUGUGGCCUGGGCUGAGCCGCGGCGCUGCCGGGCAGCAGGCAGUGUGCUCCCCCUGCCAGUGCAGCAGCAGCCCCACGGCUCGGGGCGGCGGUGCUGCUGGACACAUGGGCUGCUGCUUGGGGACCCCCUGGCACCAGGACCUGUCCCUGGGCUGUACAGGUGAAGAGUGUGACUCCUGCUGCCGCCGCUCAUUUGUGCUCCUACCCCGCUGGGACUACCUUCAGCAACCCACAGCAAAGCACCAGGGAAAAUGGUGGCAGGAGAAGACCAUGGCAUCAGGUAAGGCUGGGGCAUCAGCGCCAAGCAGCCCCACUGCUGAGGCAGCAGAAGGCUCACCAGACAGCUCCUCGGUGCUGCUGGCUGUUGGGGAGGGAUUUCCAGCAGAGAUUUCACUGUUCUUCUCCGUUGAGAGCCGUUCCUCCCACUGCCUCAAUUCCCAUCUCCAGGAAGCAGCCAGGAAGAAGAUGUGGGCUCUGGAGAGUGAUGACAGAGAUGUCUGUGCUCUGUUCAAGGAGCUGUCAGCCAGGCUGGUCUGUAUGCAAGCACAGGAGGAUCGAUUCCUCCUCACCUUCAAAACCCUAGAAGAAGUCUGGAAGUUUUCCACAUACCUGACUUUAGGGUAUGUGGGCAGCUGCCUGGAGCAGCUUCUCUUUGACCAAGAGUAUUGGCUAAACUGUGCUCUGAUGGAGGACACAGAGAUCAGAGUUACUGUGGAUGAAGAUCACUUGGCCACCAUAUAUAUGGGUCUGCUGCUCCAAGAAGGGAACUUUUUUUCCAGAGCAGUGCCUGGUGUCUGGCAGCUGGAGCAGGAGGGAAAGGAAGGCCUGCAGCUCUGCAGGAAUGAGCUGAUCCAUGUGAAGAAAGCUGGAGAGGAGUCCAAGUGGGAAGGGAUGUCCUUACUGACAGGUCAACGAGGCCUGGUGCCUGUGGCAGCUCUAGAGCCACUACCUCACCCAUUUUACCAGUGGUUCCUGAAGACCUAUGCUGUGAAUUUUGGCAUCUCUCAUGAGAUCAGUGGGAUGACAUCCCAGCCAAUUGUCAAAGGCAGGUGCAGAGCCACAGAGGACCACAGGGCAGCAGCAUGGGAUGAACUGAGUUUCUCCAAAGGAGACAGCAUAGAAGUCAUUGGUUUCUUCGUCCCAGGACUCCCGUGGUUUGUGGGCAAAUCCCUCAGCAGUGGGAACAUCGGCUUUGUCCCGACCCAACACAUGAGUCCCGAGGCUUGUGAACCUCUGGGAAAGGGCUUGGCGUUUCUGAGUGAGGAGGAAAAAUGCCCCCUGCUGCGCAUCCCCUGCGGUGGUGGUGAGCAGCACUUCACCUCCCUCCUGGGAGAGCUGGCUCGCACUGACAUCACCUCUGUGUACCGCCUGGAUGGUUUUGAACCUACAGCCAGGCUCCCAAAAGUGCCAUCAGAGGCUGUUCUCCGUGGCUGUAAGGACAUUCAGCUGCUCCAGUCCUGGGAGGAAAUAAAUGACUUGGCUACAACGAGCACCUCUGAGCUGUCUAGCCCAGGGAGUGAGUCAGCUCCUGCUACGCUGGAAGAUGUUCUCCUGGAGAAGCUGGAUGACUUUGAUGAUCCCAAGUUCUUUAUUGACUUGAAUGCUGGACAUAUGGAAGAUGCUGAUGUCUUUGACCCCAUAUUGACCUUCCUUAACCAAGACAGUUAUGUGCCCAGUUAUCAAAGCCUCUACGAUCUCAGUUUUUCCUUUCUCAACUCCACUUUCUAUGGUUUCUCUGAUGAGGAUGAACUGGUCUUGUACCUUGAGACGUCCAGAAACUGGGCCAAGAGGACUCAUUCAGUUUGGGCCCAUGUCAGGCUCUGUUUCCUCCUGGGUAAGCUCUGCAUCAAAAAGGUCAAGUUCUCCCAGGCUCGAGUCUACUUUGAGGAAGCCCUGAGCCAUCUGCAUCGGGGGUUUGGGGACCUGCCUCUGUUGGCUGCACUGCACGUGAACCUUGCCUCCAUCUACUUGAAACAGAACAUGAAGCACAAGUUCUCCUCCCUGCUGGGGAAAAUGGUGGCCUUGCUUGUCUGCUUGCCUGGCCACUCUUUCAGCUCUGAGAAUGAGCUGGAAGUCAUGAUGUACAUCCUGAGGGAAGCCAUUGCUGUGGGCAAUGCUCCCUUGGAGGCACGGGUCUGCUUCCUUGUUGUCAAGCUCUUCCUACAGCUGGGCAAAACCGAUGAAGUGCUGCCCUUUGCUGAGCAUCUUCAAUGUCUCACCACCGCUGCAGUAAGCCCAGACACCAGUUCUGCCUCUCUGGAUGCCACCCCCAUCUUGAGCUACCUGUAUGACAAGAAGUACUUGCCAAAUAUCGCGCUGGCCUCCGCCAGGCUGUUUGUGCCCAGCGGUGUCAAGGGGGUGCCGACACCCAUUUGGAGAGCCGGCUUCAUCCUCCAAAGUUCUUCCAAACUCCUGGGAGGCCAGCUGGACAGGAGCAGCAUCCCACCACUGGCUUGUUUCUAUCUCAAGCAAGCACUGCAUUUCUCCUGCAGGAGCAGAGCUGUGCCCAUCCAGAGGACACUGUGUGCCAUCUUGUCUAAGCUGUACCUCCAGCACGGUGUCUUGGAUGGGGCGGUUGGCUAUGCAGCCACAGCCCUAACCCUGGGCAGACUGAUGGGUGAGGAGGAGGCUUUUGAGUCUUCCCUCUCUUUGGGGUGGAUGUAUCUCCUGCACAGCCAGCCCAGCCCGGCUGCAGACAUCCUGUGGCAGCUCCUGCACUCUCUGCACAGGACAGACAGCGUGACUCAGGGGGGAGCUGUGCACAACCUGCUGGCCAUUGCCCUCAAAGGAGAAGGGCAGGUGCAAAAGGCUGCAGAGAACUACCUGCGGGCUCUGCACAAAGCCAAGGAGACUGGGAACAAGAGGAACCAGGCUAUCUCCCUGGCCAACCUGGGGCAGCUGAGCCUCUCACGGGGGGCGAGCCAGCUGUCUGAGCUCUACCUGCUCCAGUCAACUCAACUCUAUGCAGAACUCCAGGGCACUGAAGACCUGGAGAUGGAGCUGGUGUGGGUGCUGCUGUGGCUGGCGCAGGCCAUGGUCAACAGGCAGAGGAUUGAAGAUGGCAAACUCUGUUAUGAACUGGCAUUGGGUUUUGCCCUGAAGUGGCAUAACGUGAGGAGUCAGCUUCACAUCACUGAGUCUCUCUGCCAUUUCUACAGCAAAGUGUCCCCCAAUCUGCAGGCCUGCAUCACCUAUCAUGAGCACUGGGUAUCUCUGGCACAGCAGCUGCAUGACAGAGAGAUGGAAGGCAAUGUCCAACAGACCCUCAGCCAGCUCUACCAGGCUCUGGGCACAUCUGAGGCUUUGAGACAGUCCCUGGACUGCACCAAACAGAGUCUAAGGAUCUUCAUUGACUUUGAGGAGACUGUGAAAGCAGCAGAGGCCUGGCUGCAGGCAGGAAAGCUCUACUAUCUAAUGCAGGAAGAUGAGUUGGUGGAAAUGUACUUUCAGGCAGCCAUUCAGACUGCUCUGAAAUGGGAGAACUUCUCCUUGGCCAUGGAUCUCUAUGAAAAAGCAGGUGAUACCUUUUUUAAUGGCAGUCGGAACAGAGAUCGAGCGGUGGAGUUUUACAGGGGAGGUGCUGUGCCCUUGGCCAGGAAGCUAAAGGCCACAAGGACGGAGCUGCGGCUGUUCAGUAAGCUGGCAGAGCUGCAGAUUGGCCUGCAGGGCUACGAGAAGGCGCUGGAGUUUGCCACGCUGGCUGCCAGGCUGAGCAUCAGGGUUGGAGAUCAGCUGCAAGAGCUGGUUGCAUUCCACCGCCUGGCUACGGUCUACUAUUUCCUGCAUAUGUAUGAGAUGGCAGAAGAUUGCUACCUGAAGACACUUGCCUUGCGUCCUCCCCUGCUGCAGUGCUCUGGAGAGGCCUUGUACUACUGCAAGGUGUACUGCCACCUUGGCAACAUGACCCUGCACAAACUGAAGGAUGAACAGGACGCAGCAGCCUACUUCCUCCUGGCCCUUGCCGCAGCAACUGAGCUGGGAGACCAGGAGCUGCAAGGACUCAUUCGUGCCAAGCUGGGUGCCAUCCCCAGUGCCCCGCCAGGCUGUGCCACGUACCGGCCCCGGUGGCUGAGCGAAGGUGGCCACGUCGUCUGA